Molecule: messenger RNA, 1224 nt
Organism: Penicillium canescens
Lineage: Eukaryota; Fungi; Ascomycota; Eurotiomycetes; Eurotiales; Aspergillaceae
Product: alkene reductase
Exons: 3
Coding region: 1-1224 (407 amino acids)
Molecular function (GO): FMN binding; oxidoreductase activity
Source: RefSeq, a predicted model, not a curated record
AUGACCAUCCAUCAACUCAGCGGCAAAGACUCCGGUCUAUUCCGACCCCUGACUAUCUCCAAUGGCAAAAUCACCCUUCAACACCGUGUGGUUCACGCGCCGUUGACCCGCAACCGUGGCGAGCCAUUGAAGGCUUCCACCCCAGAGAAUCCCAAUCGAAUCUGGGUUCCUGGGGACCUCAUGGUGGAGUAUUACUCCCAACGGGCAACUGAAGGUGGCUUGAUGAUAUCCGAGGGCAUCCCACCAUCACUGGAGAGCAAUGGAAUGCCCGGAGUUCCGGGCCUCUUCAUCCCCGAACAGGCCCGCGGCUGGAAACGCGUCGUUGACGCCGUGCAUGCAAAGGGAGGAUUUAUUUUCUGCCAGCUGUGGCACGCAGGCCGAGCGACAAUCCCACAGAUGACCGGAUCGCCCGCUGUCUGUCCCUCGGCAAGCGUGUGGGAUUCCCCAACGGAGUGUUAUUCGCACCCGCCCGAGGGCUCCACUUCGCCCGUGUUGUACGCGAAACAUCCACCGGUCGAAAUGACAGUGGAACACAUCCAGAAAACUAUCGCUGAUUAUUGUGCUGCUGCCAAGACCGCCAUUGAAAUUGGGUUCGAUGGUGUUGAAAUCCAUGCUGGUAAUGGUUACUUGCCUGAGCAGUUUUUAAGUUCCAACAUCAAUAAGCGGGAGGAUGGCUAUGGUGGUACCCCCGAGAAGAGGUGCCAGUUUGUCUUUGAGCUUAUGAGUGCUGUUGCUGCGACGGUUGGCGAGGAGAAUUUGUCGAUUCGCUUGUCGCCGUUUGGUUUGUUUAAUCAGGCGCGUGGGGAGCAGCGGUUGGAGACUUGGUCGUAUCUCUGUGAGGGCUUGAAGAAGUCCUUGCCGGCGCUGUCUUAUGUUAGCUUUAUUGAGCCGCGCUAUGAGCAAAUCUUCGAUGUUGAAACUAAGGACAAGUUCCUUGAGAGCUGGGGUCUAGCAGACGUGACCCUCGAUCGCUUCCGUCAGAUCUUCGGCUCCACCCCCUUCUUCUCCGGUGGUGGGUGGAAUGAAGAGAAUUCCUGGGGAGUGGUCGAGUCCGGCAAGUAUGAUGGUAUGGUCUAUGGCCGGUACUACAUCAGCAACCCGGACUUUGUCCGCCGCCUGAAGGAGAAGUUGCCCUUGACUCCUUAUGACCGAACUCGCUUCUAUGGUCCAUUCGAGGAUAAUGCUUUCCACUACAUCGAUUACCCUACAGUGGAUCAGAGCUAG